AUGCUGCCAAACAAUCUCCUUCCCCCUUCUCGUCGGGCUGUCUACAUUUGCCAGAGCUGUCGGCACCGUCUUCGGUCCCUGGCGGCCUCUUUCACCACGGACCAGAAAAGAUGGAUCAGCAGAAAUCAUAUUCGAAAUAUCCAAGCAGCAGAAGAGGAAUGGAGAAUAAGAGCGCAGGAGAUCGAGAAAGGAAAUAUGAAGUCUAUGCUAAAUAUUCUUGAGGAGAGGGGAUUUAUCAACCAAAUUGUCGGCUCCAAGAAGGACUUGGAACACCUGUUGACCCAUCGACGAGUCGGAGUGUACGCCGGUAUAGAUCCUACUGCCCCCUCUUUGCAUGUCGGUCAUAUGAUACCCUUUAUGGUGCUGGCCUGGUUCUACAUCCACGGCUACGCCGCGCAUUUUGUGCUGGGAGGUUUCACAGCGCUCAUCGGUGAUCCGACAGGACGGACGACCGGUCGCGCAUUGCAAGAUCCUGCUACGCGAAAGGCCAACAUGGCAAAUAUGCACGCACAGCUCAAAAGACUGGGGGCGUCGAUUGAAAGACAUGCCACACGGCGGGGCUAUGUCAAGGAAUGGGCCUGGCGGAGGGCUUUGGUCAACAACAACACUUGGUGGGGAACUACCAGUCCAAGAGAGUUCCUAUCAGGGAUGGGCCGAUUGGCUCGGAUCGGUCCCAUGCUGGGUAGGGAUACAGUCAAAAAUCGAAUGGAGAAGGGCGACGGCAUGUCCUUCGCCGAGUUUAGCUACCCACUCGUUCAAGCUUGGGAUUGGUGGUAUCUAUUUCAAAGGGGCGUCCAGAUUCAAAUUGGCGGAUCGGAUCAAUUUGGGAACAUUCUCGCCGGAGCCGAAUUAGUCAAAAAGAUGGCACAGGAAUCACACGAAUAUCAAGUGGCUCUGCGACAAACCGAGAUUAUCGAAGAACAACAUAAUAUCAAGGUUACUUCCGACCCGCUUGGGAUUACCGUUCCUCUUUUGACCACGGCCUCGGGUGAAAAGUUUGGCAAAAGUGCCGGCAAUGCCACCUGGCUCAGUCCAGAGAUGACCAGUAUUUUUGAGCUUUAUCAGUUUUUCUUACGUUCCGCCGAUGCCGAUGUCGAGAAGUAUCUCAAGUUGUUCACUUUCAUGCCCUUGUCAGAGAUUGGCGAAGUCAUGAAUGAGCAUGAAACGGAUCAUUCUAAACGGGUGGCUCAACAUAAACUUGCCAAAGAAUUUGUCGAGCUCAUCUACGGGCUUGAUGCCGCUGAACAGGCCGAAUCUGAGCACCGACAGCUGUUCAAUCCAAAUCUCACUGUCGACGACAUCACCAAGAGAUUGGCUGAAGCGGAUUCGGCAAAGCCUGCAGGGACUGAAAAGUCCACAUUCACGCACCCUUCUCUGAAUGUACGUGCUCAGCCCAUGCGACUACAUGAUAACGCUCCUACCCGAGUCAAAAUGCCACGGAGCUUGAUCUACCAUCAAUCACUGCCUUACGUUCUCUGGGCAGUUGGUUUGGUAUCGUCUAGGAAAGAGGGCCAACGGCUGAUCGGUGCCGGAGGCGUAUAUCUUGGAGCUAAUGCGGAUUCGAAAGGUGGAAUGGACAAUUCUCUGAACUUUACGCCUGCUAAAGCAGGUGGCUGGGAAGAAUACUCCAAGUAUAUCAUUGACAAGAAUCUACUCAUCUUACGAGUGGGAAAGUGGAGACUCAAAGUUAUUAGCAUAAUCCCAGAUGCAGAGUACGUGGAAUCUGGAUUGAGCUGUGCUGCCUGGGAGGAAUUCACCGCCAAAGCGGAAUCCGAGGCCAGUGAUGCGCCUGGACUGGAGCAGAAGUGA
This is a messenger RNA of Rhinocladiella mackenziei CBS 650.93, 1809 nucleotides long. Its product is annotated as tyrosine-tRNA ligase. Gene Ontology annotation, biological process: tyrosyl-tRNA aminoacylation. The record is from RefSeq and is a predicted model, not a curated record. The coding region runs from base 1 to 1809 and encodes 602 amino acids. Lineage: Eukaryota; Fungi; Ascomycota; Eurotiomycetes; Chaetothyriales; Herpotrichiellaceae. Gene Ontology annotation, cellular component: cytosol; mitochondrion. Gene Ontology annotation, molecular function: tyrosine-tRNA ligase activity; ATP binding; RNA binding. The transcript is spliced from 5 exons.